AUGAAGCCUGUCGUCUCCGCCCUCAACGCAUGGACAUGCAUCGUCGUGUCCGUCUUCGCCAUCGUCAUUCUCUCCGUUAUCGGAUCGUUGUUUAAGUCCAACAACCACAUCAUGAUGGGUUCCACCGAAGACCCGGAAGACGGCAAGGCCGUCGCGGGCGCCGUGUUCGGAGCCGUCGCCGUCUACGGUAUUGCGGGAGAAGCCGACGUCAGGGACUGA
Molecule: messenger RNA, 219 nt
Organism: Diplodia corticola
Lineage: Eukaryota; Fungi; Ascomycota; Dothideomycetes; Botryosphaeriales; Botryosphaeriaceae
Exons: 4
Coding region: 1-219 (72 amino acids)
Source: RefSeq, a predicted model, not a curated record